CAUCAGCAGCUCUCUCGUUCACUUACAGUAUUAUUCAAAAUGUGGAACAUCAAUAAGAGCUCUUCUUUUAAUAUUGGCAAUUAUAAGGAUCACGAAUCCUCCGACGAGGCCUCAUCCUCGCACAGCGAAUGCGAGGGUCAUAAACUCGAUCACACCUUGUCGGACACAGAACUCUGCGUUCAACCGGAGGUAGAGCAUUCAGAGGUCUCGGAGCUGGUGGCCAAGCUGCAGCAGUUUUCAUUUAAGAAUUCUGAUGGAGAGCAGCAGCCAUUAGAGCAGCUCCAGUCUACCCCGGAGGACUUAGCCGAGCAUCGCAAUGAAAAACCAAAAGAAAAGCGUGAGCCAGAAGUCAAUGUAAGCCCCGAGCAAGAUGGAUCAGCUAAAGUCCCCAAAGACAAACCCCAGCAAGCAGUAGAAGUCGAAAAGGAUGGCCAGUACUUUCUCCAAAACCUCCGAGACGAGCAGAAGCGUCUGCUCGCCUUGGCCGACACUGCCGACAACUAUGCCGCCACUUUGGGCACCAAGCCAAGCCGCGGGGAAUAUGCUCUAGAGAAGUUGAGGGUCUUCUCGGGACUAGUCAGACUGUUGGUGACCUCCAAGAUGAGUCAGUUCGAAAGCUUAUGCCAGAAGAACAUAAACGCCUCGCCCGGUGACCAGUUCCCAGUGACCGUUAAUGAUCUGCAUGGAUUCUGGGACAUGAUUUACCAGCAGGUGCCACCUUUGGACAAACUCUUCGAGGAGAUCGAAGCCCUCAAGGCAAACAAUUGGUGUGCCCCGCCUAGGUCAGGAGGAGUCGGAUCUUUGGACCACAAGAAGACCUCGCGUUCGUCGACACAGAAGAAGAACACCAAGUCCCGGGAGACUCAGUGGCGCUGCUAAGUUGAUUGUUUACGCACAGAAUACCCCACCAGAGAGAUGCCUCCAAAUUCCUUGUCAAAGUUGGAACUUAUUUUUAUUGCAAUUGCUGGAGCCUCGUUACCUCGCACAUCAUUCGAAAUUUUUUUAAUUUUUUAAACUAGCAUCUAUGUGGGCAUAAAACUGGGUUACGUGUAAAAGCAGGUUGAGAACACAUCCUUGAAUACAAGCCAACUUAUCAACCUUA
Messenger RNA from Drosophila kikkawai, 1102 nucleotides. RefSeq lists its product as uncharacterized. Gene Ontology annotation, molecular function: molecular adaptor activity. Gene Ontology annotation, cellular component: glutamatergic synapse; postsynaptic specialization. The record is from RefSeq and is a predicted model, not a curated record. NCBI's taxonomy places the organism in Eukaryota, Metazoa, Arthropoda, Insecta, Diptera, Drosophilidae. Gene Ontology annotation, biological process: signaling.